UUGAAAUGGAUGUGCUGGGAAACUUGGAAGUUCGGUGGGUGCAAGGAUUCAACAAUGGCACAUUUAGAUUUGUCGACAAGAAAACAACAUGCUACACCUGCGGGAAUUUCAUUGUUUUCCUCAAUGUGGAAACUACGAGGAACACUCUGCAGAGUCCUGCUUCUGGAAUUGGGGAGAGCGGCAUUCCCCUUUGUAGCAAUCAACUUUUGGGAGAGGAUGUCACAGCAUUGUUUUUUAACCCUAUGAACUGGUGUCAAAUUUGUGCUGUAAAUUUGAGGUCCCUUACCAUCUGGAAUGUUGAAAGAUGUGACAACUAUCAUUUGAUGAAACCUAGUGCUGUCAAUCUCCCUGCCACUGAUGGUUCAGUUAUUGAGUGUGAAACAAACCUGUCUUGUAUGCUCAGUGGGAAGCUGACUCACUUAGGUCCUCAGAUGCUCAUUUCAGCAAUCGCUGGACUGAGUGGAGACAGAGCUGACAAUUUUGUGCCUUUGAAACAAAUAAAACCAAAACUGUGUCCAAGUGCCAUCUGCUGGUCAAAUUCUUCUGACCUAUAUGUUGGUUCCAAGGAAGGUUUCCUGCUUUGUGUGAAUCCUGACACUUUGCUUGUCUCUGUCUUAUAUAAACCUCAAACUGAAUUAACCCCCACAGAUGACAGUGAAACAUCCCUGCAGGAAGGCAGCUUCCAGAGCUUAGUACUGCAAGACUGUACUUUUUUUGCUGCGGGAAUGGAAGGCAUUUUACGAAACAUACAAAUUAAAGGAAACAAAUUGGAGGUGGUGCAGGCUUGGGCUUUGGAUGAUGCAGCCUCGAGUAUAUGCUGUUCCCCUGACGGUGAGACACUGCUGAUAGUUUCUAAUACAGGCUGUGUUUACAAAUUCAAACCACUGCUGAAUGGUAAAGUUGUCAAAGUUCUGGAUGUACUCUGUGGAGAUUUUGUGGCUGUUGCUCCAUUAUACACUGGCAGAAGCAUUUGUUUGUCAGUCAGAGAAACAGGAGACGUACAGCUGUGGGCUCUGGAUGAUGGACUUUGCAUGGGCUCCAUCUUUCUGCAGACUCAGGUGACCAGUAUGGCAUGCUGCCCCAUAGCACAGUAUGUUGUUGUAGGGACAGCCACUGGAGACGUCCUGUUUGUGAAGAUGACCACAAAACAAAAGCCCAGACUAGUUCACAGAGUUCAUCUCUACCAUGUCCCUGUAGACCAUUUGGUGUUUGAUCAAGGUGGUAACUUCUUAUUCACAGGAGCAUCAGACUCACGCAUGUUUGUGCUUAGCGCAAGACCAUCAGAAGGAUUUGAAAUUAUUGGAUGGAUUGAGGCUCCAGGUACCAUUGUAAGCCUUUCUACUCUGUACCACAAGGAAAGUAAACAGAGUGGAGAAAAGCCCUCAAAUGCACAGAAAGCAGUUCACUUGAUACUAGAGAAGGAGGCAGGGGGCCAUUUUCUGAGUCCUGCUUUUCUGCAGUUCUCCCCACAUCAAACCUGGCUGGCUACAGUUGGUGGGGAUGGACUGCUGCGCAUCUUGGUGGUGCUAUGCAGCAAGACAGAGAGAGAAAUCAAUGAGGGAAAUGUGCUUCUGCUAAUGACGUUGUUUGUGCAGCAGCUUACAGACUCAAAAGAUUGUGUGGAUGUCUAUGGCCGUCUGUGUAAAGACGUCCUGCACAGCUGCCUAUAUGAGAUCCCUCAUGCUCUCUGCUCUUGUGUCCUGGGCAUAAACAAGAUAUUUGGUUACUGCCAACAGAGAAAAGUCUUGCAAAGAUUCAGUAUCCCCGAGAGUGGAGAAAAGCCCUCAAAUGCACAGAAAGCAGUUCACUUGAUACUAGAGAAGGAGGCAGGGGGCCAUUUUCUGAGUCCUGCUUUUCUGCAGUUCUCCCCACAUCAAACCUGGCUGGCUACAGUUGGUGGGGAUGGACUGCUGCGCAUCUGUGAGAUCUCAACAAUGGACAGGUAUGUACAGCUGCAGUGCCACUCAAGUUGGCAGGGUGGAGUCGGAUCUGUUUGUUUCACCCCAGACAAUCAGACCCUCAUCACCGCGGGCCUGAGGGAUGGCUCACUCGUCUGCAGCAGGCUCAGGCUUUCUGGGGCUGGCAAAGCAAAUGCAGCCACCCAGUAUGCUCAGUCAGUUGCUGAUUCUUUUGAGUCAGUUGUAUCCUCAGAAAACACUGUCCUCACCAGAAAGAAUGACUGGGAUCCACAGAUGCAAUCGCUGACCAGAUGUUCCUCAUUUCAUACAGGAGAAGUCUUCCUGCAGGGAAAGAUGAGUCAUGAAGCUGAACAAGAGGAAAACUAUUUUGUGUCUCCAACUAGUUCUACAUGGCUUGACGGAAAACUAGAUGCGGUUCUCCAAGAGGAGACCCAGCAGUAUGCAGAGACAAAGAAGAACCUAAGAAAAAACAUCAAAGUUCUUCGUGACACAAUCAAAGCAAUGAUGGAGGAGAAUGAGAGUCUGCCAGACAUGGAGAAACUUGAGCACCAGGUUAACCUGGUUGUGGAAGAGCAACAGAGGCUGCAGCUCGAGGGAAAACAGGAAGUUACCAGGGUGAGGAAAGAGAUUGAGAUGGAGAAUCUGGCUAAGUGCUAUCAGAGGGAGAUCCUGAAGAAAGAAUGCUGGGAUUCCAUGCAAGUCAAAGGGAAAUCCAUUAAGGCCUUUCAUUCAGAAAAUGAGGUGAAGAACUACCCCAUGAAGAAACGCACUGAAAAGGAACUUGAGGAGCUUCAGAGGGUUGAGACCAUGAGGCAGAUUGAACAGGAAGAUUCACAAAUAAGUCUUCAAGAGAUGAUUUUAAACACAAUCUCUGGAGACAAAGAGGAAGAGGAGGCAGAGGACAGUAAGACAGGGAGUCCUGCUCUGACUGGCAGUCUGAGUGCUCUAUAUGGAGGCGUCAAUCCUUAUCUCUACAGCCAGUUCAAUUUACACAUCAGAGAGCAGAAAAUCAACCAAAUCACCUUGCUAAAGGACGCUAUCUACAAAGUGAAGAGUACAUUCAACAAAGAAUUUGAGGCAGUUUACAAGCAGAAGGAACAGGAAAUCAACCGUCUUAAGGAGAAGAAAAAGCGUAUCUCUGAGAUUAUGAUGGAGCUAGAUGUCAGUGAGACCCUGUGGGAGCCUAAUCUGACAGAUAAUGAGUGUCCUGAGAGAGCUCUUACUGUGACCGAAUCAGAGCUAACACAGGCAAUCAAGGUUGAGAAAUACCUCACCCCUGAGCAGAAAGAAAAAGAAGAAAAGCUAAGAGACGAAGAUGAACGGCAAAGGCUUGCCGCCAAGUCUGACAACAUGAGAGAUCAAGCACUCAGUGUUAUGAUGGGUGGAGUUCUGGAACUUAAAAAAGAGGACAUGCUGAGGAUGGAAGUACCUCAGCCCGAGUUCAUGUCUAAACCUGAGGUACAAUGGACAGAAGAAGAGAGAAAGAGCUUCAAAGAGUUUGAAAAAAAGCAAAGGGAUAACUAACAGGGAUAGUUCAUCCAAAAUUCUACACUAGAGACAGAAAUGAAGAAACUGCUGACAUCUAUCAAAGAGGCUACCCAGAUGUUUGAUGAAAAACUCACAAAGCUGUUUGAAAGGAAGGUGAAAUCAGAGAUGGUCAUAUACCAAGAGGAGCUCAAGAUUGCUAACCUGGUUCACUCCAUUCAAAUCGAAGAAGAGAUCCUAAGCAGAGAGAAACAGUUGAGCCUUAAACUUGAAAAGGCACGAAUUGUAAAGAAUGAAAUGGGGGAGGAAUUGAAAAAACACAAGGAGAUUGUUGAUGAGUCUAGAGAGGAGUAUGAUAACACAGUCGCUGAGGACAAACUUCUUGACAAAGGUUUCCGCAAAGAAUUUGACGUCCCUGGACACAUAAUUGACCAGCUCUAUAAGCUUUACAAACGCAGACCAAGGGUUCAGAGGAUGAAAACACAGACUGAAAAUAACCUGUUCAAAGAGGGGGCACUAUUAGGAACAGCACCAUCUGAUGGACUCUCUCUGAUGAUGAAGGCCAUGGAAGAGUUGGACACACCAGAGAACAUGCCGGAAGGAUUAGAUCCAGUUGUGUGGGAGAGGUUUUGCCUGGCUAGACGGGCCAAAGUGGAAAGUAAACAAAAGGCCAAACUAAAGGCAUUGACCCUGGCAGAGAUGCAGGCUUUUCUUCUGAGGAGAACAGACGAGGACGAGAAAGCUCAACUUGAAAUAAAAAAUCUCAUUAAUGAACUUAAUAGCCUCUGUGAAGACAAGAUGAGGUUUCGACUAGACAGUAUGGUGCAGAUCGUUCUACAGCAAGGUCAGGUGGAAGUGGAGGCUGGAGACUUCAUCGCUGACUAUACAGAUGCUUUGCUAAUCCAUCACAAAGUAACUGAGGACCUCAACAGCACCAUCAGGGCUUUAGGAGAUCAGAAGAUCGCCAGCAUGGUGGAGUGUAAAGACUUCCGCAAAGGAAUCAUACAGCAGGAGUGGCAUCACAGGAGAAUGAGAAUGCAGCUGGAGGAUCUCAGUAAUAAAACCAGAGACAUACAGACCCUGCGCAUCGCAAUAUUGGUUGAAAUAAUCUUCAUUCAUUUACACCUAAAUGAAACAAAUAAUGACAACAGGGUGUCAAAGCAGCUCGCAGCUCUGGAGACGACCAUAGAUUUACAGAAAACGACUCAGCAAAAGAAAUUUGAGACUUUCAAGAAACAGGUAAAGCACCUGGACAGACAAGGUGUGCAAAUGCAAGAGAAGAACGCAGCCCUCGACUUGAAAGUGGCUGACAUGGAGAUAACUGUCGCAGAGAGAAGAAAUAUUUACGAGGCUGUUGCAAUGGGAGAUAACCAAGACACAGACGCAGAGAAGAACUACCCAGAUAUCAUCUUAAGAAAGAAGCUGUUGAACACAGUCAGAGCACAAUCUGACGAGAUACUCAUACUGAGAGCGGAGGCUGAGAAACUGCGUAUGAAGAACUUCCCAUCUCUUUCUCAACUACACAACUGAUUUAGGAUAC
This is a messenger RNA of Sinocyclocheilus rhinocerous, 4944 nucleotides long. Its product is annotated as cilia- and flagella-associated protein 43-like. The record is from RefSeq and is a predicted model, not a curated record. NCBI's taxonomy places the organism in Eukaryota, Metazoa, Chordata, Actinopteri, Cypriniformes, Cyprinidae. Gene Ontology annotation, molecular function: protein binding. Gene Ontology annotation, biological process: sperm axoneme assembly; cilium assembly. Gene Ontology annotation, cellular component: axoneme.